Messenger RNA from Xylaria bambusicola, 1803 nucleotides. RefSeq names its product amino acid permease/ SLC12A domain-containing protein. The record is from RefSeq and is a predicted model, not a curated record. Gene Ontology annotation, cellular component: membrane. NCBI's taxonomy places the organism in Eukaryota, Fungi, Ascomycota, Sordariomycetes, Xylariales, Xylariaceae. Gene Ontology annotation, biological process: transmembrane transport. The coding region runs from base 1 to 1803 and encodes 600 amino acids. The transcript has 10 exons.
AUGUCGACCCUAGGCCCCGAGCUUAGUCGAAACCCAUCCCAUCCGCCGAUGCGAGUAGUUCGACCCCCCGAGGGCCCCCAGUACACCUAUGAUAUACCUGGUGAUAACAAAAGUCGGGUUAGAAGGGACUUGACGCCUUUUCAGGUAUUCAUGAUUACCCUCAAUGCAACAUUGGGUGUCGGGCUCUAUUGGCGGGCUGGGCAAAUCUUGGAGCUCGCAGGGCCCGUUGCCGUGCUAGUAUCUUUCAGUGCAAUCACGCUUCUAGCUUGGGCCGUUAUGCAAUGCAUCAGUGAAAUGCUUGGUCGAUGGCCUAUCCCCGGUGCGCUUUCUGUCUUCGUUAGCAACUUUGUGGACUAUGAGCUUGGAAUCGCCGUUGGUAUUAUGUACUGGCUUACAUACUCAGUUUCUUUUGCUGCCUUGAUCGCUACGACCGCUGGCGAAAUAAGAUUCUGGAUAGGAAAGGAAGCAUUUGAUGUGAUCAUCAUAUACAUCACAAUUCCGCUCGUCCUCAUUCUCUUGAAUUGUUUUUCAGUUAAGUAUUACGGUUGGAUUGAAGCCUGCUUCGGGAUUAUUAAAAUUAUAUUUCUCUUCACCAUCAUUAUAGCUAUGAUCGUCCUUGCAAGUCUACCCAGCUCGCAUGAUGUUACAGUUUAUAAUUGGGACAAUACCACGGCUUUCGAUGCCAACACUUCGUCUACAAGAGGCCCCGCGUUCCUCACCGCUAUAUCUACAGCUAUCUUCGCGUUCGUAGGUGUUGAAAUUGUCGCCGCCUGCGCCCUAGAAGCAAAGCCACAUAUCCCGAACAUAACUGCGAAUGCGAAUACCGAACCUGAAAGGACAGCCCGGACCACAGUCAUGAGCUCUCAAACCAAAUUCUCCCUGGUUUAUUUCUCUCUGAUAGUCGGUGCCGCUUAUACUGUGAGCGGUGUCUUGACCACCUUCAGCGUUCGUCGCGACGCCUGCGGUCUUCCCCGUCUCAGCUGGCUCAACUCCGAGUGCAGCGGAUCAAGCGAGAACAUAAAAGCCACAUCGGUCUUCGUUCUAGCUGCUGAACUUGCGAAUUUGACCGAGCUAGCAAAUGCUUUCAAUUUCUUUCUCGUUUUCACGGCGCUGUCCUCCGCCCAAACCAAUCUCUAUGUUGCCUCGAGGGCGUUAUUUGGGCUUGCCACGCAACUACGCAAAAGCGAGGAUAGAUUUCUGAACUAUCUCUCUUGGUUCGGAGAGACCAACCAUAGGGGUGUACCUAUUCGUGCUGUGACACUGUCAGCUCUAGCCUUUAUUUGGGUGCCUUUCCUUCAGCUUCAGGGCUAUCGUCAGAACACCCAAAAGCAGACUUCUAUGCUUGCUUCAGUGGGAAUCUCUAGCUUCAUCGAUAUUCUAUCUGAACUGGCCUCGGUAGGUGUUAUUAUAGUCUGGGCGAGUCAAUGCGUCGCAUUUCUAUCAUAUUAUCACCAUCUCAAGAAGAACGACGAAUAUCUUCGCAGUGACAGUCUCAACUACAUAAAUCGAAAGGAUCACACGAAGUACCCAUUUCGCAGUCAUUUUCAACCUAUUUUAGGGUAUCUCGCUUUCACAGGGUGCCUAUUCAUUCUCAUAGUGUUAGAUUCAGCCUCGUUAUAUAACGGUUUCUACGUCGAGCCAUUCCUGUCACACUUUCUUGCAGUCUUCCUAUUUGCCGUGUUAUGGAUUUUAUUGAAAGUAUAUAGACGUCGUUAUCGAUCUAUGUACUUUUUCGAUGUGAAGCUAGCUGGGGACGGCUUCGAUGAGACAUUACGUCGACUCUCAGAGUUAUCCAAGCAAUGA